This is a messenger RNA of Parathielavia appendiculata, 2783 nucleotides long. RefSeq names its product carbohydrate-binding module family 1 protein. Gene Ontology annotation, biological process: carbohydrate metabolic process. The record is from RefSeq and is a predicted model, not a curated record. The transcript is spliced from 9 exons. Gene Ontology annotation, molecular function: flavin adenine dinucleotide binding; oxidoreductase activity, acting on CH-OH group of donors; cellulose binding. Gene Ontology annotation, cellular component: extracellular region. Bases 125 to 2620 code for a protein of 831 amino acids. Lineage: Eukaryota; Fungi; Ascomycota; Sordariomycetes; Sordariales; Chaetomiaceae.
GGGGUUGUAUCUGGAGAAAGGGGGCAAGCCAUGGGGCUUAAGAGGGAGCUGCCCCCUCAGCUGCGGCAUUCCCCUCUGCUUGUAUGUCGGUAGCGUCGAGGCGAACCGUGUCUGUACGCCCAACAUGAGGACCUCCUCUCGUUUUGUCGGCGCCCUCGCGGCGGCCGCGUCGUUCCUUCCGUCUGCCCUUGGCCAGAACAAUGAGCCAGUGACCUUCACUGAUGCCGAAUCUGGCAUCGUCUUCAACUCGUGGACCGUUCCCGGGGACACGGGACAGACUCAGGGAGGCUUCACCUUUGGCAUGGCCCUGCCUUCUGAUGCCCUCACCACCGAUGCCAACGAGUUCAUUGGUUACCUGAAAUGUGCCGCGGCGGAUAACAAGGGCUGGUGCGGUGUCUCUCUGGCAGGCCCCAUGACCAACGGGCUCCUCAUCACCGCCUGGCCGAACGCAGACACCGUUUACACCUCUUUGCGUUUCGCAGGCGGCUACUCCAUGCCGGACCUUUACGCAGGGGACGCCAAGAUCACCCAGAUCCGGUCCAGCAUCGACUCGGAGCACUUCACCCUGGUCUUCAGAUGCCAGAAUUGCCUCCACUGGAACCAGGGCGGCAGCGAGGGCGGCAUUUCCACCUCCAGCGGCUUCGCCGUCCUCGGCUGGGUCCAGGCGUUCCCGUCUCCCGGCAACCCGACCUGCCCUGAUCAGAUCAGCCUGGAGCAGCACGACAACGGCAUGGGUAUCUGGGGUGCUGUUCUCGAUUCCAACGCCGCCAACCCGUCCUACUCGGCUUGGGCCGCCAAGGCCACCAAGACCGUUACCGGCACCUGCGGCGGCCCGACGCAGUCUUCGGUCGUUGGCCAGCCGGUGCCGACGGGCGCCACGUUCGACUACAUUGUUGUCGGCGGCGGAGCCGGUGGCAUUCCUAUCGCCGACAGGUUGAGCGAGGCCGGCAAGAAGGUCCUGCUCAUUGAGAAGGGCUUUGCCUCGACCGCCGAGCACGGCGGCGAUCUCGGCCCCGACUGGCUGGACGGCAACAAGCUUACCCGCUUUGAUGUCCCCGGCCUCUGCAACCAAAUUUGGGUCGACUCGAAGGGCAUUGCUUGCGAUGACACCGACCAGAUGGCUGGCUGCGUUCUCGGCGGCGGCACGGCUGUGAAUGCCGGUCUCUGGUUCAAGCCCUACUCGCUCGACUGGGACUACCUGUUCCCCACCGGCUGGAAGUCCAGAGACAUCUCAGCCGCCAUCAACAAAGUGUUCUCGCGCAUCCCGGGCACUGACACCCCCUCGACCGACGGAAAGCGCUACCUCCAGCAGGGCUUCGACGUCCUAGCGAAUGGGCUGGGUCAGGGCGGUUGGAGCAAAGUCACGGCCAACUCGUCCCCGGACCGCAAGAAUCGCACCUACUCCAACGCCCCCUUCAUGUUCUCAGGCGGCCAGCGUGGUGGUCCCCUGGCGACCUACCUUACGAGUGCUAAGAAGCGCAGCAACUUCAACCUCUGGCUCAACACGAGCGUGAGGCGUGUGAUUCGUGAAGGCGGCCACAUCACGGGUGUGGAGGUCCAGCCAUUCCGGACUGGUGGCUACCAGGGCAUCGUGAACGUUACCAACAUCUCUGGCCGCGUGAUUCUGUCUGCCGGCACCUUUGGUAGCGCCAAGAUCCUGCUGAGAAGCGGUAUUGGGCCGGAGGAUCAACUCCAGGUUGUGAAGAGCUCGACGAUUGACGGGCCGACCAUGAUCAACAGCACGUCGUGGAUCCCCCUGCCAGUUGGAUACAACCUGGAUGACCAUCUCAACACUGACACCGUCAUCUCCCACCCCAACGUCGUCUUCUAUGACUUCUAUCAAGCCUGGAACACCCCGAUCGAGGCCGACAAGAACCUGUACCUUAGCAAGCGCAGCGGCAUUCUAGCCCAGGCUGCCCCCAACAUCGGGCCGAUGUUCUGGGAGGAAAUCAAGGGCGCCGACGGCAAGGUCCGCCAGAUCCAGUGGACGGCCCGUGUGGAGGGUUCGCUUGGGACACCCAACGGCAAGGCUAUGACGAUGUCCCAAUACCUGGGCCGCGGCGCCACCUCGCGCGGCCGCAUGACCAUCACGCCCUCGCUGUCGACUGUCGUCUCGGAUGUGCCCUACCUUAAGGACCCCAACGACAAGGAGGCCGUCAUCCAGGGCAUCAUCAACCUGCAAAACGCCCUCAAGAACGUCGCCAACCUGACGUGGAACUUCCCCGACCCGAGCACCUCGCCGCGCGACUACGUUAAUAACAUGGUAGUCUCCCCCGGCAACCGCCGCUCCAACCACUGGAUGGGCACCGCCAAGCUCGGCACCGACGACGGCCGGCAAAACGGCGGUUCAGCCGUCGUCGACCUCAACACUAAGGUGUGGGGUACGGACAACUUAUUUGUGGUGGACGCGUCCAUCUUCCCUGGUGUCCCUACCACCAACCCGUCGUCCUACAUCGUCACGGCCGCCGAGCACGCAUCGCAAAAGAUCCUGGCCCUGGCCGCUCCCAAGCCCAUUCCGAAGUACGGCCAGUGCGGUGGCAGGCAGUGGACGGGAAGCUUCACUUGCGUCGCGGGGACCAAGUGCACGGUUAAGGACCAGUGGUACUCGCAAUGCCUGUGAGGAUCGGGCUGAAGUGGACGAGACGGGAUGGUGUUCUGAGGUUUUGUGGGGGGGAUGCCUGAUGCAUAGGCUUCUUUCUAUUCAUGUCCAUAUUUCUUGAUCGUACAUAGCUUCAAUGUUGCCAAGUUUCACUCAAGCGAGGAGCCAUUCAAGAAAGAUUUGU